AUGAAGAAACCGCCAACAACCAGCAUCGUGAGACGUUCGUCUGUCACCAUGCCGAUGGAUGCCGAGACCUUUAAAGAGUUGUUCGGUGGUCUUCCUUCCGCGCCAAAUCUUUUGCAAGCGACAAAGUUUUCUGUGCCCAUUCACGAGCUUGACGCCAUAAUGCCUGCCGGAUGGUCACUAAAUACUUUCAAAACCUCCACGACUUGUCAGUUGCAGCCCGGCAAGCCCGUCGAGAUUGCUCUCGUAGAGCGCAAGAAAGUGUUUUUUGAUCAUUCGGGGUGUUUGCGCUGUCAAGGCGGGAAUGGAGCCCCCGUCGCUUGUAAAGACGUGGUGCGGAAAGUAAUAUUCGGUUCAACCCUUCUAAAGAUCUCGUUCUACCGUGAGCGGGACAAGCAAGCCGAGCGAAAGCCCAAGGAGCGCACGAGACUAACCUUGGCGAAACCAAGAUCAGUCGUCAAGUAG
Molecule: messenger RNA, 462 nt
Organism: Pocillopora meandrina
Lineage: Eukaryota; Metazoa; Cnidaria; Anthozoa; Scleractinia; Pocilloporidae
Source: the annotation of a GenBank genome assembly